Messenger RNA from Perkinsus marinus ATCC 50983, 1070 nucleotides. Its product is annotated as receptor for activated C kinase 1, putative. The coding region runs from base 33 to 974 and encodes 313 amino acids. Gene Ontology annotation, cellular component: nucleus; cytosol. NCBI's taxonomy places the organism in Eukaryota, Perkinsozoa, Perkinsida, Perkinsidae. The transcript has 2 exons. The record is from RefSeq and is a predicted model, not a curated record. Gene Ontology annotation, biological process: positive regulation of protein phosphorylation; rescue of stalled cytosolic ribosome. Gene Ontology annotation, molecular function: translation regulator activity; protein kinase C binding; ribosome binding.
CACCACUCCUUUUGGCUCGUCAUCACCUUAGAAUGGCUCAAGAGCAUUUACAGUUCCGCGGCGUCCUUCAGGGACAUACUGAUUGGGUUACCUCCAUCGCCACUACGUAUGAGGAUCCCAAGAUGGUUGUCUCCGGUUCUCGCGAUAAGAAGAUCAUGAUCUGGGAGCUCACCAACGACUCCGAGUCUGCUGGCUACCCUCGUCGUUCCCUUACUGGUCACAACCAGGCCGUCUCUGAUGUUACUCUGUCUUCUGAUGCCCAGUACUGCCUCUCUGGGUCUUGGGAUAAGACCUUGAGGCUUUGGGAUGUGUCCUCGGGUAAGACCGUCCAGACCUUCGUUGGCCACACUUCGGAUGUCUUCUCCGUCGCCUUCUCCCCCGAUAACAGGCAGAUCGUCUCUGCUGGCCGCGAUAAGUCUAUCAAGAUCUGGAACGCCAUGGGCGAGUGCCGUCACACCAUCGUUGAUGACCAACACACUGACUGGGUCUCUUGCGUCCGCUUCUCCCCCUCUGCCAAGCAGCCUCUGAUCGUCUCCUGCGGUUGGGAUAAGCUCGUGAAGGUAUGGUCUCUUGAUAACGGCAAGCUCCGUAUCAACCUCGCCGGCCACACUGGCGUCCUCAACAACGUGACCAUCUCCCCUGAUGGAUCCCUCUGCGCUUCCGGUGGUAAAGAUGGUGUUGCUAUGUUGUGGGAUGUCAACGAAGGCAAGCAUUUAUACUCCCUCGAUGCCAACAGCAGCAUCAACGCCCUCUGCUUCUCCCCUAAGAACUACUGGCUUUGUGCUGCUACUGAUGGCGGUGUCAAGGUGUGGGAUCUCGAGACUAAGAACGUCCUCGAGGAGAUCACUCCCCCGGCUGAGUAUAAGUCGCCUCUCCCUUGGGUUGUCUCCAUCUCGUGGUCUGCUGAUGGCAACACUCUCUUUGCUGGUAGCACUGAUGGCAACAUCUAUGUCUACGAGAUCGCCAGAUCGUAAAUAUGAAGGAUCGUAUUAACGGCGCCUCGACGCGUCCAUCUGAGGUCGUCUUCUUCUGUGAGGAGGUUCCUUGGAGUGGUAGAUUUCUAGUGAGCC